Erythranthe guttata (spotted monkey flower) is the source of this 1815-nucleotide messenger RNA. NCBI's taxonomy places the organism in Eukaryota, Viridiplantae, Streptophyta, Magnoliopsida, Lamiales, Phrymaceae. The record is from RefSeq and is a predicted model, not a curated record.
CGGCGGGCACCGUUCCCGUUCGUUCCGGCGCCGUUCCGGUGAACCGUGAGUUCAAUGGAGUUUACAUGCUUGAGUGAAGGCAAGGGUUUCUAUUACCCACCAUGCCACAUUUUGGAUAUCUCCGGUUUCCGGAUUUUACUCGAUUGCCCUAUGGACCUCUCUUCUCUACUAGUCUUUUCUCCCGUCCCAAUUGAUCCAAACCCGAUAAUUAGCAACGAAAAAACUAGCCUGAAAAUCGAUAAACCCCUCGACGCAAGCAGUUUAAUUUGCGCCCAACCCCGUUAUAGAACUGUCAAGAACUUGAUUUUAUGGGAUGUCUCGUUUAUCGAUGUAGUCUUGAUAUCUAGUCCCAUGGGUAUGAUGGGGCUGCCGUUUCUUACACGGAACAAAGAUUUUUCGGCUAAGGUGUAUGCAACAGAGGUAGCAGCUAGAAUCGGGCAACUAAUGAUGGAAGAUCUCGUCGCUAUGCAUAAAGAAUAUCGUCAAUUUUAUGGACCCGAGUAUGACUCGCCCGAGUGGAUGAAAUGGGACGAACUCGAUUCACUUCCAAUUGAAUUGAAGCAGAUUUUGUUUGGUGCAGAUGGGGCAGGAUUCGCUGGUUGGAUGCCGUUGUACAGUGCAGCUGAUGUGAAGGAUUGCAUGCUGAAGGUUGAGUCUCUCAAGUAUGCCGAAGAAACUUGCUACAACGGCACAUUGAUGAUGUCAGCAUUUAGUUCCGGUUUAGAAAUAGGCUCUUGUAAUUGGAAAAUCACUUGUCCGAAAGGAAGCGUUGCUUACAUCUCAAGUUCUGUUUUCUCCCCGCUCACUGCAAUGAGUUUCGAUUACAAAUCCCUUCAAAGAAGUGAUGUGAUUUUGUAUUCGGAUUUCUCUUCUUGCAAUGCUGCAGACAAUUUCGAAGCUGACAACAAUGUUUCGAAUUCAAGUGACGAUGAUGUCAAUUUAGAAGCAAGUAUCAAGCUUGGUUCUGUCGAUGAGUAUACAGAGGAGAUGGAGAAGUUAAAUUUCAUAUGCUCGAGUUCGAUUGACUUUAUAAAAGCUGGGGGUUCAGUUCUUAUUCCUAUUGGUCGACAUGGGAUCGUUCUGCAGCUGUUGGAGCAAUUGGCGGUUGCCCUAGAAAAUGAAAAUAUGAAGGUUCCCAUUUUCGUCGUUUCUUCUGUUGCAGAAGAGCUUACGGCAUAUGCAAAUAUCAUCCCGGAAUGGUUAUGUGAGCAGUUGCAAGAUCGUGUAUGUUCAAAACUAAUGAUGUAUUUGUUUCCCGCCAUUCAUUCGCUCAAACUAUUAACAAAUUGGCAGGAACCUUGCAUAGUAUUUUGUCCUCAUUGGAGUUUUCGACUUGGACCCGUUACUCAUUUGCUUCGAAGGUGGUGUGGUGAUCCAAAUUCGCUACUUGUUAUAGAGAAAGAGGUGGAUGCCGGUUUAGCUCUCUUACCUUUCAAGCCAAUGGAAAUUGAUAUGAAAAUGAAAGUCCUCCAGUGUCCUUUUCUUUCGGGAAUAACGUUGCAAAAAUCUCACCAGUUACUGAAGUUGUUGCAACCUAAACAUGUUGUGUUUCCUGAGAUAUUGAGGCAGCAUAAUAAAAAUAACGGGCAUUCGGAAACUUCAUUUUCGUUUAGUUACUAUAAAGAAAACGAAAAGGUACAUAUCCCGUACACGAAAAAGGACUCGGAAUUAGACAUUGCAGAAGAACUGGUCAAUCAGCUCCAAUCGGCAACACUGACAAAACAAGAAAUGACUAUUGCCAGAUUGAGGGGAGAGCUUGUGUUAGAGCAAGGAAGACAAAGGUUAAUACUUGGGAACGACGAGUAAGAUAAGUGA